GGAAGCAGAGUGAAUGGGGGACCAUUAACUGACGGACCAGACAGCUGCUUUACUAUCUGGCGCCAGUAUGUGAUUCAUACUCGACUUGCAGUCCAUUCAACAUGAACACCGCUGAAAAAUUAUUAAACAUAACACAAAGGGGAAAUAAGAAGAAGCUUGUACUUAUAAAAUGGCUUCAAAAACUGAAAUUACUCUCAAAAAAGAAGAGAUGCUCUCUGUGUGAAAGAAAAAUGAAAAUGAGAAAAGGUGGCAACACAAGAGAUGGAUAUCGCUGGGUGUGUCGAAGACAUAAUAGAUUCAUGUCCAAAUCCAUAAGAGAUGGGUCUAUUUUCUCAGGCUCUCGCUCCUCCUUGACUUCUUGGAUGAUGUUCAUGCAUAGGUUUGCACAAGGGCUAAGACUGAGGCAAGUGGACUUAAUUGAAGAGGGAGUCUGUGGAAGCAGCCGCACUUUGUCCAAGAUGUCCAAGACACUAAGGAGGGUGUGUGUGCAAGCAGUUAAGCACCUGAAGAGGAGGGGGAAAAUGAGAAUAGGUGGAAGACAUGGUUUUGUUGUCAUUGAUGAGAGCAAGUUUUGUCACAAGAGAAAGUAUGCACGCGGGCGAUUUGGUGCUACUUGGCGCAGGAGAGGCUGGGUUUUUGGAUUGUUGGAAGUCAAUCAACGGAGAAGGAGGCCUGUGUUGAAAUUUGUUCGCAGACGAAAUUCUGAAAGACUACUUCCUAUUAUACAGCGAUAUGUUAGACCUGCAAGUACAAUUUUGAGUGACUCUUGGCGUUCCUACUGCAGACUGAGGCAACAUGGGUAUAUACACUACCAAGUCAAUCACCAGAGGUUUUUUGUUCACCCUGCUACAGGAGCACAUACCCAGCAUAUAGAAAGGUCCUGGAGAACCUUUAAGCAAGAGGUGUACUGUUUCAGAGGCAACAUGACUGAGAAGUCACUGAGAGAGAUCCUACAUUUUAUUGAGUGGAACUACUGGCUGGGUAGACAACACAGAAAUGGACCCCUUGGUUGCCUUUUCAAGGAUAUAAGAGCCAUACAUCCAGUACAAUAACAUCACCCCUGUGGCUGGAGCCUUUUUGCAUGGAGUUUGUAUGUUAUCUCCAGAUCUGUGUGGGCUCUCUCUGGCUACUCUGGCUUCCUCCCACAGUCAUGCAUGGGGUUAGAUAAAUUGGUGAUUCUAAAUUAGCUCUAGGUCUGACUGUGUAAAUUGACCCUAGUUGUAAAUGUGAAUAGUUCGUCUCGGCAUUAGCCCGAUGACAGACUGGUGACCUGUCCAAUGUGUAGCCCAUCUCCCGCAAAUGACAGCUGAGACAGGGUCCAGCUCCCCUGGAAAAAAUGCAUAGAUGGAUGGCAUUUUGUUUUUGUGUAUUGGACAUUUAAAAUAUGUAUUCCAUUGUCAUCCAGAUAUAAAAUGUGCUGUGACAGAGGAUCUUCUACACUCCUAUGCAAUUUCAAAAACUAUUUUAAAUAGACCUCUUAGCUAUGCUUAAUAUUGUGAUCCUCAAACAAAUACAAUGCAGUUAUUUUCCAGCGAGCUUUUAAUGAGUGUU
This is a messenger RNA of Archocentrus centrarchus (flier cichlid), 1551 nucleotides long. RefSeq lists its product as uncharacterized. Lineage: Eukaryota; Metazoa; Chordata; Actinopteri; Cichliformes; Cichlidae. The transcript has 4 exons. The record is from RefSeq and is a predicted model, not a curated record. The coding region runs from base 102 to 1052 and encodes 316 amino acids.